AUGAAAAUAAUACUAUUGCUGCUUUUCUUUUUUAUUUUUAAUAAAAGCGUUCUCCUCAAAAAGACAUACGAUAUUCCUUUAAUAAAUUAUGAAAUGAUUCCUUUGCAAAGGUGGAAGGUAUCGGCAAAAGAAUUAGCAAAAUUAAAGGAAAAUUUAAAAAUUUUUAUAACAUCAGAAAUUCAGAAAGAAGGAACUACCUUGCUUCGAAAAUAUUAUAAAGAAUUUUAUAUUUCAAAUGAAAACAACGAGAAUGAAAUGGAAGUUGAAAGAUCUUCCUCUGAAAAGGAAAGCAAAAGUUCUCCAUUCCUAGGGAACACAAAAAUGGCAAAUGAAAAUAAGAGAAAAGAAUCACUGGACAUAAAUGGUCCAAUAUUAUUAAUUUAA
Messenger RNA from Plasmodium malariae, 384 nucleotides. RefSeq names its product conserved Plasmodium protein, unknown function. The record is from RefSeq and is a predicted model, not a curated record. The transcript is spliced from 6 exons. Bases 1 to 384 code for a protein of 127 amino acids. NCBI's taxonomy places the organism in Eukaryota, Apicomplexa, Aconoidasida, Haemosporida, Plasmodiidae.